AUGCAUUGGUUACUAUUAAUAUACGUGUGUCUUAGUUUCUUGACUUAUAUAGUUACAAGUCCAAUUACUUACGAAAAUGUUCGAGAUACACCUUACAAUGUUUCAUAUGAUCAUCGAGCUGUUAAAAUUAAUGGUGUUCGAACAAUGCUUAUAUCUGGUGCUAUACAUUGUCUUAAUACCAUUCAAACAUUAAUAUUUUGGAAUCUACAUGAACAAAAAGCAAAUGUAUUUAAUUUUAGUGGUCGUGCUAAUUUAAGUCAAUUUCUUCAAGAUGCUGAUGAUGCUGGUUUAUUUGUUAAUUUACUUACGUAUGGGUCCAUAUAUAUGUGGUGA
Messenger RNA from Rotaria sordida, 333 nucleotides. Lineage: Eukaryota; Metazoa; Rotifera; Eurotatoria; Philodinida; Philodinidae. The record is from the annotation of a GenBank genome assembly.